AAUUUUUUUUAAUUUGAUAAAUUACAGCAAAAAAUGAUGUUUUUUCUAAACAUAAAUUUAUAUAUACUUAACAUACUAUAUUGGUAAGAUAAAAGAUAGAAAUCACAAUCACACUAGCUUCCACAUACUUAACAUACUACAUUGGUAAGAUACAAGAUAGAAAUCACAAUCACACUAGCUUCCACAUACUUAACAUACUAUAUUGGAGAAGAAUUUUUGAAAGUGUCUGGAGUGUUGGCAGUUGUGGUACUUGGUGUCAGAAUGUCUGCAGAGAAAACAAUGAUCAGUCCUGAGGUAGAGAAAUUCUUACACAGAUUUUGGGAAACUUUAGCAUAUAUAGCUAACACAUUGAUCUUCAUCAUUGUUGGCAUGGUGAUAUCAGAGAAGGCCAUAUUUGAAAUUCAUGGAUUAGAUUGGUUUUACAUGUUCUCUCUGUAUUUUGGAGUUUUUGUUAUCAGAGGUCUAGUUAUAGCUAUAUUCAGUCCAAUAUUACGCCAUACUGGAUAUGGUAUGUCAUGGAAGGAAGGUAUAGUGAUGACGUGGGGAGGAUUACGUGGUGCUGUAAGUUUGGCACUGGCACUACAAGUGGCACAUCAUGAUACAAUUGACCAAGAGAGAGUAGGAGUUAGGGUAUUAGUACAUGUAUCAGGCAUUGUGUUUCUAACUUUACUGAUAAAUUCUACAACAGUUGUUGGACUACUCAAGUUAUUGGGGAUGAGUGACACAUCACCUGCCAAAAGAAUGGCAAUGGCAAACUCACUGAGAUUUCUACAAGAUGUCAGAGACAAAACUCUCAAUAUGUUGAAAACAGACAGAUUUUUAGCUGAUGCUGAUUGGGAUACAGUUGAGAAGUCCAGUGAGAUAGCAGAUCCUUAUAAAACAACAGAUGAAGAGGCACAAAUAGAUGAUUCUUUAGACAUUCGACCUAAUGCCAUAUGUCCUGACUGUGAUGCCAAGUUACCCUGCCAGUAUACUAGGAAGGAAAUGAAAGAUAUGACCGAUGAAGCUGUACUUAGAAUGCUGAAGGCAGAAAAAAUGAGUUAUUGGAGACAGUUUGAACAAGGGAUGAUAUCCAGGGAAGGUGUUAGAAAAUUACAGGAAUGUACUGACAUAGCUGCUGAUAAAAAGGGAAGGUUUGUUGAUGUUGAAGAUGUGAAGAAAAGCUGGGAAAUACCAAAAAUCUAUAUCAAAUUGAAAAAAUUCUUCAAAAGAUUUGUAGUAGAGCUGAUACCUGAACCACCGAAGUCUUCAUGUCUAACUCUUCUGUACAAAAUCUUCAAACACACAGCUUUCAGUAUAUUUCUGUACUGUGUAAUUGCCUUGGACAUGGCUAAUGUGACAUUGUCUGUGAUAAGCGAGUAUUUGGAAGCCAUUCACGAUAGGAAGGAGAUCUUCAGGUCAUUAAAUGUUGUAUUUGUGUCGUUUUAUAUAGUGGAAGCAGUAGCUAAGAUAGUCCUUGUAAAGAAAUAUUACUUUACAGUUUGUUGGAACAAUUUGUGUUUGGCAAUCAUUUUCAUUGGAAUUGUGGAUGUGUGCCUGAGUUUUUCAUUGCCAGCUUUUUAUGGAAAUAAUCACCACGUCGUACACAUUGUACUGGUGGUCUUCAUCUUACUGAGGGUCAUCAGAUUAUUCAGGCUACUAGAGCCAUUAGUGCCUUUGUUUCUUGGUCUGAUGAAGUUAUUGAUAAGUCAACAGCUGAGUUAUGGAUAUGAUGUUGGGCGUGGUUAUGUAGCAGGGGAGGAAGAAGUCAGAAAGUUGAUAGAUCACAUGGUUGAUCAGAGGGAAAUUGCUAAAUCAUUAAAACAAGCCAGUGACAAUGGAAGACUUGAUGUUAUCAGAUGUCUAGGUAUGUUACAGAAACAACAUCCAGAUAUUGCUUUAUCUAUAAAAACAAGACAAGCUAUUAGAAGUGUUCUAAACAGUUUACGUGAUGGCAUACAUGAACUAUUAAUGGAUGGUAUUCUGGAAGAAGCUGAUGGCCACAAGUUAGAAAAGAUGGUUGAAGAGAUGAUGAAGAGACUAAUAAAUGCACCACCUAGUUUACCUAUACCACCACCAGAUAAAAUGUUAAGCAAUGUCUUCUGGUUAAGACAUGAACCUACUCUCAUAGAAUACAUAAAGGAGAAAGCCAAAUUAAUCUCCUACAACUAUGAAGAUGUGAUUAUACAUGAAGGUGACCCACCUGGUGGAAUCUACAUCAUUGUAUCUGGGAUGGUUAGGUUGGAGUCCACUACUCAGCCAGGUAAACCCAUCAUACUAGAAGACAAGCCUUCAGGAUCCCAGUUGACAAUAAAGUCCCACUUGAUUGAUUUUCUCACUUCUGGUAAUAUUAUAGGAGAGAUGGGUCUGCUGACCAAAAAACCAAGAUCAGCCACAGUCAUUUGUGAAACUGCUGUCCAGUUGCUGUUUAUCAGUCUAGAUGAUAUGGAACAUGCCAUCCAACACUUCUGUGACAUUGAUCCACCCUUGGAGUACAGGUUAUGGCAUGUUUGUGCUAAUAGAGUUGCUACAAAUGUACUUAUGAAACAACCAUCAUACCAGGGAUGGACCAAAGAAAAGAUAAAGAUUCGAUUAGAAAAUUCUUACCUACUCAGUAACCUAGACGACAACAUGUUUACUGUUGACUCUUCUAUGUGUGAUGUUGUCUUAGUUAAUGGCUUUGCACAGAAUGCUUUCACCAGAGAACAGUUUAUUGGUCCUUGUUAUAUACCAUGGACAGUACUUAAGUUACAGUUGAUGCCAGAGAAAGGUCCAAAACCAGUGCUAUUGGUAGUACCAUCAGAGGCAGGUCAACCUGCACACGCUUCCCACAAAUCGUCACAUGAGCUAAGACAUGGUCACGGAGCAUUCAGUAAUUCCAUCAGCCAACUCUGUCUCAAUCAUGCAUCAAAACAUCGGCAAUCAGUUGAAUCAAAAUGGAAGAAAAAAAGGCAAAAGAAAACAAAUUUAGGUUUUAUUGCUGAUAAAGUGCAGGCAGCAAGAAGCCUUGGAAUUUUGUUAUCAAAAGGUGCAAAAGUAGAAAAUCGACCAACACCCAAACCAGAAAUGAUGAACGGAAACCUUAACAGGGAAAUGUUCAAGAAUCCAAUCUGUGGAGCCCUCUCUACACCAGGAAUGUUAGAAGGACGUGACAAGGUAGAUUUUAAACCUCAAAAAUCGAUAAAAGAAGAAUCAGAAAGAGGCUCUGUAGAAGGAAGUGGUAGCAGUAUCUCACAUUUGUCGUCAGUUGUUUCAUUGGAUAAACUUAAUGCACAGUUACAUGCAAGGGAAGAUUUGAAUGAUGAUGAGCCAAAUGGAAAUAGAUUGACUGUAAAAGCACCAGUAGCACAGACUGUUUCUGCUCCACAUGAAAAAAAGAAUGCAAAGCAUCACCUGAAGGUGACAAUUUCUGACCCUCUCGGGGCAGCAAAGCUGAAUGAUGGAUCUGUUCAAAUGCCAAACAAUUCAAACAACUCAAUUUUAGAAGAUAGCCAUCAAGGUUCAAAAACAGUUGAUAUCUCAGGACAGAAUAUUUCUGAUAAAACACAGGACACUAGACUGUAAAUCUGUUGAUUUGAUGUUUUUAUAUAAAAAUUAGU
Molecule: messenger RNA, 3578 nt
Organism: Mytilus californianus (California mussel)
Lineage: Eukaryota; Metazoa; Mollusca; Bivalvia; Mytilida; Mytilidae
Product: sodium/hydrogen exchanger 10-like
Exons: 24
Coding region: 262-3543 (1093 amino acids)
Biological process (GO): proton transmembrane transport
Cellular component (GO): membrane
Molecular function (GO): sodium:proton antiporter activity; monoatomic ion channel activity
Source: RefSeq, a predicted model, not a curated record